Molecule: messenger RNA, 1378 nt
Organism: Sinocyclocheilus grahami
Lineage: Eukaryota; Metazoa; Chordata; Actinopteri; Cypriniformes; Cyprinidae
Product: adhesion G protein-coupled receptor L2-like
Exons: 1
Coding region: 522-1325 (267 amino acids)
Biological process (GO): G protein-coupled receptor signaling pathway
Cellular component (GO): membrane
Molecular function (GO): G protein-coupled receptor activity
Source: RefSeq, a predicted model, not a curated record
UCAGGAUUCAUUCAGUAACGAAACACUGCUGUCUACUGCUCUGUUUGGAAGAAUGAAAUUGAGCAAAACAGACAAUAUUGUAUCAAAAAUGAAACGUUUUAACUUGUUUAUUGAACUACUGUAUAUAAUCAGUAUCACAUUCACAAUCAUGCAGGAAAAAAUACUCGUGUUAUAUUGCUAAACUAUAUCAUAUGAUACAAGACGACAAACCCAUACAGGGAUUUUUUUCUCGCUCAUAUCUUGAAAUGAAAGAUGACAGAUCUGAGCUGUAUUAAUAAGUUUAACACAUACAUUUCCCAUAAUUAAUCGCACCAAAUGAACAUUAAAUCGACAGCCCUAGUUUUAAUACAUUAUUUUUAGUUGGCAUUUGGCAUGUAAUGAGUGUGAUGAGAAAAUCCCGUGUCCUUAAUAGUAACAAAUACCUAGUAUUGUCCGUCAUACCACUCACUAUUUCCAACAAUUGACUUUUUGUUUUUAUUUCAGGCCAGCACUCGCUAACCCACAGCCGUGAUGUCAGCACCAUGGACACGCUCCCUCUCAACGACAACUUCAACAAUAGCUACUCACAGCGAGAGGACGACUACGAGGACCCCGCGCUGUGCUGCCCACCCACUGACGCUCUGCGUCUGGAUGACGCUGCCUUUGAGAAGAUGAUCAUCUCCGAGCUGGUUCACAACAACCUGAGGCCUCGCCUGCCGCCGCAAAACCAAUCCAGCUCAAAAACCCAACCGGCGUCCGACAGCAGCCACCGGGGUCCGCAGGAGAUCUUCGACGGGGGUGUCGGGAAUAGAAACCGGAGUGAAGAUGAUGCCACAGUUUCCGACACCUCCGCUUUACCGCCGUCCUCCAGCCACCCGGCACUGGAGCUGCUUCUCCUUCACCCCAAUGACCGGGAGGCCCUCGAGGCCCCGCUUUUGCCCCAACGAACUCACUCGCUCCUUUACAGCGCUCAAAAGGCCGCCAGGCGGCAGAAGGACAGCAGAAAGGCAGAAGACGAUGAGGAAAGCGCGAAAGAGUUAGACGACGCGCCCUCGCCGAAUAACAGGGACUCGUUGUACACAAGCAUGCCCAAUCUCAGAGACUCUCAGUCCUCCGAAUCCCCCGACCUUGUCAGCGGACAGGACGACGGUUCUCCUUGCUCAUCCGCCCAAAGUGAAACUGAGGAACAGUGCUACAAGAGCUUGCCCGACCUGGGAGACGGGACUCAACCGCUUUCCUACUAUCAGAUCAGCCGCCGAGGCACUAGCGAGGGCUGCAUUGGCCCCGAGCUCCCCGAGGGCGAACCCGCUAGCGAUGGACAGAUGCAGCUAAUCACCAGCCUCUGAGCCAAGAAUGCAUGCUUUCCUUUGUUUUCUUCUUUUGCUUCUCCCAUCCAAGA